AUGAUGGAUGGAUCUCCACCGAAAACGAAUCGAAAGGUACGCUUCUCCUUACCCGAACCGGCCGUUCCUGCCGUUCCUUCCACCACCCCAGUUCAGAAGCAACGGAUGGCUCACGGAACAAUGCAGUACGUAAAUGGAACACUCAUCAGCCAAUCACAGCAGACUACAGGCUCUGCACAAACGCGUGCCCAUCAAUCGCUACAGAUAACACCGACCCCAACAUCUGCCACUGCAUCCAUUGGUAGCGCCACGACAGGCUACAAACCAAAGGAGCUGAACAAUAAAAUCGUACUCCACCUGCGUCCCACAGUCAGUUCGCUCGACAGUGGUAGUGAACUUUCCUCCCCGAAAGGAUCACCAGGCGCCUCCACCGAUAACAAACAAUCCCGACAGAAAGCUUACGCACAGAAAGCCGGAUCCGGAAAUGGGAACUCCACGGCAACUGCAACCACCGGCUCGGGACGGUCCCUUAAAAGCUUGCCACAAAUCAAUCAAAAAUUUCCUAGCUCCGAAGACUUGAACAAUAAUAUUGGUGGUGCGAACCGUGCUAGAUCGAGCGACGAUCUCGGAACGAUCGCCAAUGGGCUGUGGAAUCAUCCGACAAAGAAACCAACAAUUAUACUGCGUACGAUCUCAAACGGUGGCUCUCAGGCGCAUCCCUCCAAAGCACCGCUCGCGUCCCGUGCGCGAACGAAAUCGGUCGGCAAGCUACCGGGAACGGGUGGUGCUGGUGGACGCCAUCAGAAGACUCUCAUCUCACCACACCUAGCGCCAAUGGAUGGUGUGUUGGUACGGGUGCAGGAAAGCUCCACCAACAACAAACCGGGUGAGAUGACCGGUGGCAGUGACGAACGUAAAGAUCGCCGUAGUGACGAAAUUAACGUGUCUAGUAUUAUCCGCCAGACAAGUACCGGUAACGGUAGCAGCCACCGUUCGAUGUACGGCAAGAGUGGACAGUUUUUGGCCGUUCCAGAGUAUACCGAUCGGUACGAGGGCAUGGAGACGGCCGUAUCGGCAACACUGAACGACGAGGAAGAGGAUGAGUUUGAUGACAGUGAGCAGGAUGGGUCAGGACAGGGUGAUGAACGGAACGGAACGGUCAGCGAUCAGCAAACAGGUAGCGGGAACGAUCCACUCAAGGGUGUUGUUGGUGAUGAUGGAAAGUUUCGCUGUGCACGGGACACGAACCUAGGCCGGGAUCGUAAUACGGCACAGUUUUGGGACUUUGUCGAGCGGUGGCGUACGAAUCGGGCACUGAAAAAGCUGGAAAGUGCCAACCAUGAACCGAGCGCACCGGUUAGUACGGCGGUACUGAUCGGGUCGGAUCGGGGCAAGACGGAAACGAAAAGUCCCACGCUAAGCUCGCGGAUACGUGCCCUCAGGAUGAGUCUUGAGCAGGUACCGACGGUGACGACGCUGCUGCGUGCAUCCCGCGAUGCAAACGAAUAUCUGCUGAAGGAAGUGUUUCGAGACAUUCUGGAGAAUGGCAUCUCGAAGGAAAAUCUCAACUCUACCGAUCGCAGUGGAAGGACGGCCAUCUCGUACAUCUGCUCGACGAAUUUAACCAACUUUUUGGAGCUGUUUUUGCAACUGCCCGGCAUCGAUGUCAACAAACCGGACAACGAGGGUAACACGCCGCUGCAUUUCGCUGCCCAGGCCGGUCUCUCGGACGUGGUGAACAUGCUCAUCACCAAAUGUCGCAGCUUGAUCAUCGAUCCGAAAAACAACCUCGGCUUCACGCCACUGAUGAAGGCCGCCCUUCAGGGUAGGACCCGGUGCGCUAAGCUGCUGCUCUUUGCUGGGGCAUCGCCAGUCGAAACCGAUACCGGACGAGGAUUUAGGGCGGAACAGUGGGCUCGCUUUUGUGGCAGACACACCUGUGCAGAAACGAUAGAACAGUGCGCCCGGGCACGGUUGCUGGACAAAUCGACACCCUGCGGUAGAUGGUCGCACGACAUCAAUCUUCCGGUGGACAAGAAUGCGCUCAAGGCACGCAGCUGCAGCAUUACGCCACAACCAACACAAAACGGUUUUCGCUCCAAGUUCCGCAAAGUAUUUCCGUUCAAUUUCAACUCCUCGAAGGACACGAAGGCGGUCGGCAAGGAGGGCGAAGAAAACUACACAAAGGAUCUGGUCAACUACUUAAAGUCGGCCACGCUGUGCGUGAGCGGACCAGCGCUCUCGGCCAAUCGGAAGAUCAUACAGAGCUUGAUCCGACCGUUGGAAGUGCCAAAACUUGAGGUGACUUAUGCGAACAAUAAUGCGCUCAUCAAAAAGUACGAAGCAUCGUUGGAAUCGAACGGAACGGGCGAAACCGUGCGUCGUAAUUCGGUGGAUGGCAGUACCACCACGGACAGUCGGAACGCGUCACCGGCACACUCUCCUACCCCGGUAAGGGCCAAGGUACGGAACUAAGUGGACAUCAA
This is a messenger RNA of Anopheles maculipalpis, 2426 nucleotides long. RefSeq lists its product as uncharacterized. Lineage: Eukaryota; Metazoa; Arthropoda; Insecta; Diptera; Culicidae. Gene Ontology annotation, molecular function: protein binding. The record is from RefSeq and is a predicted model, not a curated record. The coding region runs from base 1 to 2415 and encodes 804 amino acids. The transcript has 8 exons.